GCCAAAUGAGCUGCCGUAGUGCGUCACAUGUUGACUUGUGUUGCUAGCACGUUGCUAUUCGAUGCUACCGAGAGCUGCCUUGGCAUGUAGCAAACAGGAAUACCUAACGACACAGUGCUCUGCUGUUAUUGUUACAACUCCCUUAAAACUAAUGAAUAUACCCGCGUGUUGUCCGACAAAACACAACCGUUAAUGUUUUACUUAUUCUGACAUUCUAGCCUAGCUAGCCUGCUUGCUAGCCAGGAAGAAGAGUUGACAUCUCCCUGUUGGCUUUAAGUCAAUACAGUCAACAUAGGACCUGAAAUAGAGUGUGCUCCAGAUGCGGCUAAAGGACCCUUUCUCUUUGAAAGCCGCCGAUAUGACUAAGCGGACUAACAAACCGCGGAAACCUCGAGAUGAAGAGUCGUCAGAUGAAGUUAGUGGACUGACUUGUCAGCAUGUGAGUAAAGCAGUGGACCUGAGCUCAGUGAAGAAGUCUGUGCUCUCCAGUAUGUGGUUAGUUUGCUCAGAGUGUCUGAAAGAGAGGACUUUGAUCGAUGGAGAGCCUGCGGCAUCACAGGACAUCCUUGUGUGCUUAAAGUGUGGCUUCCAGGGCUGUAACAAUUCGGAGAUCCAGCACACUGUCAAGCACUACCAAAUGUUCCAUCCAGAGUCUCACUGCAUCACCAUUAGCUUGAGCACAUGGAAAGCUUGGUGUUUUGAAUGUAAUGAGGAGCUCUCUACUCACUGCAACAAGAAGGCUUUGGCUCAGUCCCUGGACUUUUUACAAAAGCACUCUGUAAAGGCAUCAUCAGCAGUAUCACCCAAGAUCAUCAAGCUGCGAGAGGAGCCAUCAGAUUGCACCGAUCCACCCAGAGGCAAAAGUCCAGUCGUCCACAACACCUUGGUUCCUGUUAAAGGCAUAAUUAACCUUGGUAACACCUGCUUCUUCAAUGCUGUUAUGCAGAACUUCGCCCAGACACACAUGCUCAUUGAGCUUAUCCAGGAAUUGAAGGAGAAAGGAUACAAACUGAGGAUCUGCCCACCGGUUGAGUCUAACCUGAGUCCAUUAAUGAUCACGCUGCCCAGUCCAGAGCCACUGACGGCUGCCAUGUUCUUCUUCCUCCAGAGCAUGAAAGAACCAGGGAAAGGCCAGGUCAAUCCCAAGAUUCUUUUUAAUCAGCUCUGUCAGAAAGCUCCGCGGUUUAAGGGCUACCAGCAACAAGACAGCCAGGAGCUUUUGCAUUACUUACUGGAUUCUAUACGAGUAGAGGAAACUAAGCGGGUGAGGGCAGGCAUUCUGAAGGCCUUUAACAAUCCCACAGAGAAGACGGCAGAUGAGGAGACCAAACGUCAAGUCAAAGCAUAUGGAAAGGAUGGCGUGAAGAUGAAUUUCGUUGACCGCAUCUUUGUAGGCGAGUUGACCAACACUAUUAUGUGUGAAGAAUGUGAGCAUAUCUCCACAGUGAAGGAGGCUUUCAUAGACAUCUCCUUACCAAUCAUAGAGGAGAGAAUGUCAAAACCAUCCUAUCCCAGUAGGCUGGGCAAGGGCAGCAAAGAGCAGGACACAAACUCUUCCCACACUGACCAGGUUUUUUCUGCAGCACACUCUGUCAACAGAAACACCAGGAAGCUGAGUGGACAGAAACAACAGAGCAGGAGGUCUUCAAGUUCUGUGGAGGAGAAGGGAGCAAGCUGUGGGGUGGAGCAACCAGAGGAGGAGGGGGGAGCUGGUGGAUUAGCACGUGGGGUCACAGUUUGCAAGAUGGCCACUGCCGGCAGCCUGUCAGAUGGCAGUGAAAGAGACUCAGGUGCUCAAGACAGCAGCAAUGAUGCUGACAGUGAGGCAUCAGAGAGUGAGUGGACCCCACGCACCUUCUCCUCCAGCCACGGGCACACGUCCAUUCCAUCAUCCACUUCUACCCUCACUCCAUCCCCUACACCUGUCUCUGCCCCCUCCCCCAUGUCAUUAUCCUCCACCAGGCAGGGUGGCGCUGUGGAGCAGCUAGCUACUGCAGUGUCUAAAGUCAACCUGGGGUAUAGUUCUGGGGACUGCUCUGCCUCCACACACUGUUCUCCAGAGGAGCAGGGAGAGGCACAGUCACGAGACAACCUUCACCACCAUCAUCAGCACCACCAGGGAGCCUUCCAGGCACUGUCCCACAGUUACACUCCCUCCUCCAAGGAGUGCUCCAUCCAGUCCUGCCUCCACCAGUUCACCUCAGUGGAGCUGCUGAUGGGCAACAACAAGUUGCUGUGCGAGAACUGCACUGAACGCAGACAAAAGCAGCUGCGGAAGAGCAGCUCAUCCGAUAAGAGGGUGGAGAAGAUUUACACCAGUGCCAGGAAGCAAAUGCUGAUAUCCUUGCUGCCACCAGUUAUCACGUUGCAUCUGAAACGCUUCCACCAGGCAGGGAUGAACCUUCGAAAGGUGAACCGCCAUGUUGACUUCCCUCUGGUCUUGGAUCUGGCUCCAUUCUGUUCGGCAUCCUGCAAGAACCUGGCAGCCGGUGAGCGUGUCCUCUACAGUCUGUAUGGGAUUGUCGAGCACAGUGGCUCAAUGCGUGGCGGCCACUACACAGCAUAUGUUAAAGUACGCUCUGCCCAGAGGAAAACAGAACAGCACCACAGGAACCAGUCAGGUGCGAGGGAGGCCAGUGGAAGCUCCCCAGGCCAGUGGGUGUAUGUCAGCGAUACCACCGUUCAGACAGUACCUGAGUCAAGGGUACUCAAUUCUCAGGCAUACCUGCUCUUUUAUGAGGAAAUGCUGUAAUGUGACCAGCCUAAAAAUCUAUUUCGAGUUAUGUUGUUUUUUUUUUUUGAAGAACCUCUAUGUCAACUCCUACUAUAUCUGUGAGUGGAUGGAGGGAAGAAAAAGGGAAAGGCCUCACUGCACACUCACUUUGUGGACAUUGUCAUUUCCAUACAAAGUCUAAAGCAACUUUCAGAUCAGAUGUCCAAAUUAUUUUCUGAUUUUACACGGUCCUGAUUUUCAGUCGUGUUUGUGUCAUAAAGAUCCUACCCUUUAAAAAGCGGUUGUAUGAAAAAAGGGGUUGAUUGAACUUGAGCUGUUCUAAAUUUAUCUUGGUCACAAUUGUAUGCUUGAGAUUUAAAGUGCAUGAAAGAGUUCAGUAACUAACCGGAAACAGGCAGAGUUAAUGCAUGCUCAACUGUGCUCAGCACUGAAUAGUUGAUGUCAAUAGUGUGUGUGUGGUGUGUGUGUGAAAGAGAGAGGGGGGGGAUAAUGUUCUAAGGGUUCUAAGUUCUAAGGUGCUGAAUGUGAAGCAUUUUCUAAUCAGAAUACAACUGCCACAAUAAAUUAGUACAUACUGUAUUGUAAUUAACAAAAAAUGACAACUCAGGCUGAGCAAAAUAGAAACAGCUCUCCUCAAGUCAGUGCUCUACACAGCUGAUUUCACAUUGUGUGGCAAGGGUCCAUUGGCUUUGAUAUAGUGACAAAUAUGGUUGAUUAUUUCUGAUAAUGGCAAGAAAGAGCAGCAGAACCAUGAAUUUGUACAUUUUCACUGAUGAGAAGUGCUAUAAUCACCAGUAGUCUGUGUAGUGGCCAGCAGUGUUAUAAUUCUCAAGAACAGGAAUGAGGAGUCUUUUCUGACUAAAUGCUUCUCUUAUAUGAAUGUAACGUCAACCACACGUACCAUCAGUGAGCCUGAGGUGGCAGAAGUGCAGGUACAAGUAUUUAAGUAACGCUCAUGAUUUGUGCGCUUUGUGUCAAUGAAUUUCAUGCCACUCGAGUCCAUAAUGGAGACUCAACGUUGAUGACCUUCACUCAGACUUUGAGGUUAAUGACCUGACGAGUGGCUAACAGUUGUCUCAGCCCUGGCUCUUGUUUGUUUGUUUUUUGUUUUUUUUCAUGUUAUCACAUCUUACAGUAGUUUACACUGACACACUGAUUGAAACUGCUGCACAUAGAACAUUUUUAGUAGCACAGCAGUUGCUUUACAGCCAACUUUCAUGGACUGUUGUUUUUCCAACAUCAGAAUGUAUACAUGUAUGACGAUCAGUCGGUUACAUUUGCCAAAGAUGAGUUUUUCAACCGCAAGAAAAUCAAAACCAAACUCACAAAUUGUUUACUCCACACAGUUUUAAUACCAUUUGUUCUUACCACCAGUAUCUCGAUUGGUGUCGCUGCACAAACAAACGUACUAGAUGCUCAUCAGCCCAUCAUAGCACCUUGUUUACCUUCCAUUGUUUUUCAGCUGUGCUGUAACUCAGUAGGUGCAAACACAUCAAGUCGUUUUACAGAGUCAGUACUGCAAGACUGACUUUUUAUUCUUGAAUACUAUCAAUGAAAAAAAAAAUCAGAGGCUUUAUGCCGUACUACAUCUUUAUGUGUAUGUUCUAAUGAAUGUAUUACCUAUUCUUUAAAUGUCUGUCACAGGAACUCCUUGUCUUUUUUAAAAAAAAUUUUUUAAAUCAAAACUUGGUUUUCUUGCUUAUCGCACAUUUGCCAAACCAUUGGAAGGAAAAGGGUUCAACAUACUGUAUGCAUCGUACUCCAGAGUUUUAUUGUUUUGUUUUUUGAAACAGAGUGUGAGUGUGUGUGUGUGUGUGUGCACACGCAUGCAUGGUAUGAAGAAAUUAUAUAUGCAGACAAAAGCAAAGAGGAAUAUGUGUGGCAUAUGUAUGUACAGUACAGGUCACUGUAAGCAAAGGUAAUGGUUUAUGUAAUUGUACAUAUAAAUAACAAUACAAAAUCA
Solea senegalensis (Senegalese sole) is the source of this 4697-nucleotide messenger RNA. RefSeq names its product ubiquitin specific peptidase 45 (gene usp45). Lineage: Eukaryota; Metazoa; Chordata; Actinopteri; Pleuronectiformes; Soleidae. Bases 320 to 2752 code for a protein of 810 amino acids. Gene Ontology annotation, molecular function: zinc ion binding; cysteine-type deubiquitinase activity. The transcript is spliced from 18 exons. The record is from RefSeq and is a predicted model, not a curated record. Gene Ontology annotation, biological process: protein deubiquitination.